AGGUGGCAUCUGCCGGCCCCCACCAUGUCCACGGGCUCCCUGAGCGAUGCAGAAGACCUUCCCGAGGGGGAGAUGCUGGAAUGCGACGGCAGCCUGAAGAUGGGCAGCUGCUCCCCGACGCCGCGGCCGGCGCCUCCGGCUCCCCACCGCUGCCACGAGAGCAACGACGAGGGCUCCGGGGGAGGCGGCGGCGACCGGGUCUCCCCUGCCAAGGGCCGAGGCGGCGCCCCCUCGUCGGGCAAGCGGAAGAAGGCGCCGGGCAAGAAGAGCCCGCUGGGCGGCGUGGGCGUGCUGGGCCCCGAGGGCAAGCAGGUCCAGCGGAACGCGGCCAACGCCCGCGAGCGCGCCCGCAUGCGGGUGCUGAGCAAAGCCUUCUCCCGCCUCAAGACCACCUUGCCCUGGGUGCCGCCCGACACCAAGCUCUCCAAGCUGGACACGCUGCGCCUGGCCUCCAGCUACAUCGCGCACCUCCGGCAGAUCCUGGCCAGCGACAAGUACGAGAACGGCUACAUCCACCCCGUCAACCUGACAUGGCCCUUUAUGGUUGCUGGCAAACCGGAGAACGAGCUGAAAGAAACAGGGAGCACCACUCGGUUGUGUGGCCCUACAGCAUCCUGACCCAAGAUGUCCAAGCCUGGGAACAGCAACCUUGUUUGCAUGCAGCGGUUUCUGCCUGUGCAUGCAAGUAUGUGGGCUUACUCGUGUGCAGGACUGGCGGUGGUGAGAAA
This is a messenger RNA of Podarcis muralis (Common wall lizard), 728 nucleotides long. It is a transcript of the gene TCF21, whose product is annotated as transcription factor 21. Gene Ontology annotation, molecular function: DNA-binding transcription factor activity, RNA polymerase II-specific; RNA polymerase II transcription regulatory region sequence-specific DNA binding; protein dimerization activity. Gene Ontology annotation, biological process: developmental process; regulation of transcription by RNA polymerase II. The record is from RefSeq and is a predicted model, not a curated record. NCBI's taxonomy places the organism in Eukaryota, Metazoa, Chordata, Lepidosauria, Squamata, Lacertidae.